CUGGUAGGCAAAAUCGAUUUUUCUUGUGUUUGCAAACUGCACAUUUGGCGGAGCAGCUGCGCCGUUCCAAACGCUGAUGCAUACAAAAAAGUAAACGUUUAAAUAAAGUAGCAAAGUUACCGAUAUAGUUAACGAGUUGCCUGUACAACAUGUACAACGGCAUUGGACUAACAACGCCGCGUGGGUCCGGCACCAAUGGGCAUGUGCAGCGCAAUUGGGCAUUUGUGCGACCGGGCAAAAAGGACAAGGACUACCGUGCCGAAGAUGAUACCAAAAAGUUGGACGCUCAACUGAAUCGGCCACCUAACAAGGAGAUACUCGAUCAUGAUCGCAAGCGCAAAAUCGAGGUGAAGUGCAUUGAAUUCGAGGAAAUACUCGAGAAGCAAGGACGCACACCGGAAGAGAUAAAAUCGCACGUGGAUUCAUAUCGGCAGAAAUUAAUGGGCCAGGGCAAAACCGAUUUAGCUAAGGAUGAAUUUGGACGCGUAGCAAACACCACAACAACCACUGCGACGGCAACGGCAACGGCAACCGCAAUGGCAACAGCCACCUCGACCUCCAUGUCCAACUCGGAGGCGAGAAGCACAACGAAAGCCUUUCAAACACUGCAGGUCGUCAAGGCAAAGAAGCGACGUAAACGUCGUAAACGCGCAGGACACGCAACCGGCUGUAGCAAAAACAGCAGCAGCAACAACAACAACAACAGUAGCUGCAGCAGCAACAACAACAGCAACCCCAAUGCAAUGGUCGGCUGUGUGGCUGCCACAGUCGGUGGCAGGAAAUGCAAGGCACAAUAUUUCCAGCAUGACAAUCGCGAGUAUAUAGCCAAGUAUGAGAGUUUCCAGUUCAUGGCACAGGCGACAUCGGCGGCGGCACUUAACUAUGCUGCCGUGGCCAAGAAGUUCAAGCCAUUGCGGCCGGUUUUGGCAAGCGGCGCCAAGAAGAACAGGCGCACAGCACAGCCGAGGAAGCCGCUCAACGACUGCGCCUGCGUCUGCCAAAAUACGCAAGUGACGCAAUUGACGCAAUGCCCAGCGGAGCGAACAGCUGUUCUGACACAGCGGGAAAAAGAACGACGCAAACCGGAGAGUGGCAGUAGCUCGGGUGGACAGGCGCUGCCGGCGCUGCUCGAACUGCUCAAGCAUUCGCCGAGCACGUGGCUGCAAACGCUGCUGCUGGGCGCUGGCAGCGCUGCGGUGGCAAGCGUGCGUGAGACCCAUCAAAUUGCCGAGGCACAGCAGCAGAAGAACGCAAAAUUGCGCGAGGCAUUUAACAUAUCCGAGUACUUUGUGGAGGGCAGCAGCUUUGAUUGCGAUCGCAAGGCUAAGGAGGACUUGGCCAAGACGGUGGCGCUGCAAAAGGAGCUGGACGCGCAGCGCGAGAGCCUUGCGGCAGCAGCAGCAGUGGCAACGGCGGCCGCAGCUGCAGCAGCAGCUGGCAAAGACAAGGAGACGGGCAAACGGUAUGCGCUUUUGCGAACGCCAUCACGCGAACGGGACGAUGUUGCAACUGGAGCUGGCAAACCAGAUGCUCCGGCUAACAGUGGAGAUGAGCGCGAGCAUGUGUCCAAGUCGGACAGAAAGAAGAAAAAGAAACGCGCCAGGGAGAGUUCAGCUAGUCCGGAGCGCCGCAAGGAUAAGAAGAAAAAGUCGAAGAAGCACAAGAAAGAGAGUAAGUCGAAAAAGUCCAAGAAAUCUCGCAAGCGUAAAUACAGCGGCAGCGAUAGCAACGAUAGCGACGAGGAUGAGGCGGCCAGCAGCGACGCGGAGCGUGAGCUAAAAAGUGCACGCAAGAAAGCCAAAAAGGAGAAGAAGAAGCGCGAGAAAAAGCUCAAGAAGAGGCAGCGUGCACGUGCCAGCUCCACGGACUCGGCACGUUCCAAAUCACCCGCGCGCAAGAUCAAGAAGUCGGGCAAAUCUCGCGCUGCUGAGGAGAAUGGCACGCCUACAGAGAAUCCCUUUCGCGGUCGUUCGACGGAGCGGCGCAAGGACAAAAAGUCGCGUCGCAAUGACUCCUCGACGGACAGUCGACGGGAGAAGCGCGACAAAUCAACGCGCACGCCGCCGCGUCGAGAAACUGAAAAGCCAACGCGCUCUAAGGAGCGACAGCGAGAGCGUUCCAAGCAGAGAUUAGGCUCGAAGGAGCGACAGCGCUCGAAGGAAGCAAAGCGCAAUGAGAGACAAAGAUCAAAGGAGCGACAGCGCUCCAAGGACCGUCACAGGUCAAAAGACAGAGCACGCUCCAAGGAGCGACAAUCAAAGGAGCGACAGCGGCCAAAGGAAAGGCAGCGCUCCAAGGAGAGACAAAGAUCAAAGGAGAGGCAACGCUCUAAAGAGAGACUAAGAUCAAAGGAGCGAGCACGCUCCAAGGAGAGACUAAGAUCAAAAGAGAGAAUACGCUCCAAGGAGCGGCAGAGAUCAAAAGAAAGAGUGCGCUCUAAAGAGCGACAGAGAUCAAAGGAGAGAGUGCGCUCUAAGGAGCGACAACGUUCAAAGGAGAGGGAACGACAACGAUCAAAGGAGAGGGAACGACAACGAUCGAAGGAGCGUGUGCGCUCCAAAGAGCGACAACGUUCCAAGGACAGACAGCUCUCCAAAGAGCGACACAAGUCCAAGCAGCGUUUAGGCGAUGCAGCCAAAGAGCGCGGCAAAGAUCGUCGACGCGAGCGUCGCUCAGCCUCACAGGCGAAACGAGGAGCAGGUCGUCAUUCGCGCUCACGUUCCCGAUCGCAUAAACGGCAGUGCACCCCUUCGCCCUCGCUGGGCAACAAGCAGCGCACACGCUCGCCGGAUCCGUCAAAGAAAACGGCGUCAGUUGUAACUGCGCCCGCUUUCAAUCCCUUCAAGGCGGCCGAGGAUACUGUGAACGAUAUACUGGGCACAAAGUCGGUGAUGGUGGCGCUUGAGCAGACGAAGCGCAGACGUGCAGCAUCGAGCUCGAGUUCCUCAUCGUCCAGCUCCAGUGGCAGUUCCUCGCACAGUGAGCCAGGCACGCCCACGCCUCGAAAGCAGCGGCGACGCAGCCAGACACCCGAACAGGUGAAGCACGAGCCAAGCAGCCCAAGGCAGCGAGAGCAAGCCAAGAACAACAACAUCAAGCGCGAACGUUGGGGCACGCCCACCAAGCCAAAGGCGCCGAAAAAAGAGAAGGAUAAGGAAAAGGACAAGGGCAAUACACCAAGUCCAAAAGAAAGCAAACGUCGCUCAGACAGUUCCAACUCCUCAGAACUGCGCUAUUCACCAGCUGAGCGCAAUCCCGAACGUUAUCAGGACAUUCUGCAGGACAAGAAGCGACAGCUGUCCAAGUCAAAGGACAUAAAGCCCGCGCCCAUCGUGCGAUUGCGCGCCCAAAGCGACGAUGGCGGCGAAGAAGAGACAGAGACGAGCGCUGCAGCUAUAGAGGAUUACCAGCAGUCGAAGCGGGAACGCGAAGAGCAACAAGAGCUGCGCAUGCUCGAGCAGCUCAAGUCGGGCAUAGCGGCCAAGGCCAAGCAGAAAAUGAAAACAAUGGAAAAGAAUGGCGAUACCAAAGAUGUGGAUGCUGGCAGCGAAGUAAGUGGCGAUACUAACAAUGUGGUGCUGGCCACCACCAAACGUAAUUCGCUAAAUGAAUUUCUUGUUGCUAACAAUGUGACCGCUUUAAUUAAUAACCCACUGACAAUGCCAACAACAACCACAACAACAACUACAAUUAUAACGACAACAACCACAACAACAACAACGCCGUCGCCGCCACCGCCAACGACAGCAGCCGAGCCGCUUACGCCGCCAAUUAGCAAGGCGCCCCAAGUGGCGGCAAAUGGUGGUGCCAAGACUCCGACCAAUCCAACGGCAAUAGUAACAACAAUGGCAACGGCAACGACAACGGCAAUAAUUAACCCAACAGUAGCAGGAACAACAACAACUGCAAUAGCCAAAUUCAAUCACAGACCACAACAGCAUCUACAGACGAAGCGCAUCUUUCAUAACCGCACGCUGAAUAACAAUCCCAACAGUAGACACAAUACUAACCAUAAUAAUAAUAAUCAUGCAUGUGGUGGUGGUGGUGGUAUUCCUCUGACUCCCGGUGGUGUUUCUCAUGCUAAUCACGCUAGCAACAAUCCCAACAACAAUGCGCUGCCCUUUCUAGCCGGCACGCCCGGCACCUACAAUCGCACAACGAACCGCCUCAAUCAUGGGCCUCUGCUGACCGCAACGCACUAUAAUAUCUGCAAGAAUCAGCACAACAACAACCACAGUCACAGCCACAGCAACAACAACGGCAAUAACAGUGGCUUGCAGCCGUUGCUCAGCCGGCGUGAUCAGCAGCAGCAGCAUCAUCUAACGCGUAGUCUUAGCAUGUACAAUCCUAAUCUUUAUGGCCAUGGGCCGCAGCAUGCACUGCUGGCAGCCGCUGCCGCCGCUGGUGGCCAUCAUGUGCAUCAUCAUCAUCAUCAUGGCCGACAUGGUGGUGGUCUCUUGUCAUUAAGUGGUAGUGGCGCCGGCGCUGCUGCUGCUGCAGCUGCUGCAGCUGGCUUGGCACUGCUCGGCCAUCCGGCUCAACAUGGCCGUGGCGCUGGUGGCCUCAGUUUUAAUGCGGCUGCAGCAGCCGCUGCGGUGGCGGCCAAUAGUAUUAGUUAUCAUCAUCAUCAUCAGCAACAGAAACCGAAAAUUGUUAUAAAACCGUUCAAAAUUCACGAUCCACAGCCCUUAGUCGCUGCACUCGCCGACAGCACUCUGGUGGAUGCCAUCGUCUCCAAGGUAUCAACAGCAACGGUGGCAGCAGCGGAGAGCGCCGCACGACGCAGUCGCAGCCGUUCGCGUCGCAGCGAUCACAGUCGGAGCAAGCGGCGCACGAGCAACAGCCGACAUCAUCAUCAUCGUUCCAGCAGUCGUUCCCGAUCUCGCUAUAGCUCCUCGAGCAGUCGCAGCGGCUCGUGCAGCUCCAGAUCCCGUUCCGGCUCGCAUUCAUCACGCUCCAGUGGCUCGUCAAGAAGCAGCUCCGGCAGCUCCUCGAGCAGCGGCUCGGGCACAUCACAAACCGGCUCACGCUCUCCAUCCAUACCAAGACGUCGUGGCUCGCCCAGCUUUUUGGACAGGCGUCGCAUCACUAGCGCACGCAAGCGACCUAUACCCUAUCACCAUAAGGCUUCUGGGGAGGGCAUUAACAAUGGCAAUGGCGAUGGCGACGAGCAUGUGGACAAUGAUGCAUCAAGCUGCUGCUCCAGUUGCUUCAGUCGCGGCAGCUCGCCGGGCACACCCAUUGCUGGCACACCAAUGCACAAUAGUCGAAGCCCUUCGGCGAUUGCCUUUUGAGUGUUAACCGAUUCGCUGCGCAAAAUGUGCGGCGAACUGUAAAGCAAAAAAAGGGGAAGCCCCCACCUACUCUAAGCAAAACUCAACUAGUCAAAUAUCUCUAGUCGCAAUAUGCAAAAAGAACACUUUAUAUAAAUCUCAACAUUAUGUAUCUAGGCUAAUUGUUGAGCAGUAUAAGAUUUGUUUUCCUUACA
Drosophila hydei is the source of this 5488-nucleotide messenger RNA. It is a transcript of the gene Srrm234, whose product is annotated as serine/arginine repetitive matrix protein 2. The record is from RefSeq and is a predicted model, not a curated record. NCBI's taxonomy places the organism in Eukaryota, Metazoa, Arthropoda, Insecta, Diptera, Drosophilidae. The transcript is spliced from 10 exons. Bases 150 to 5294 code for a protein of 1714 amino acids.